Tupaia belangeri chinensis (Chinese tree shrew) is the source of this 924-nucleotide messenger RNA. RefSeq names its product olfactory receptor 148-like. Gene Ontology annotation, cellular component: membrane. Gene Ontology annotation, biological process: G protein-coupled receptor signaling pathway. Lineage: Eukaryota; Metazoa; Chordata; Mammalia; Scandentia; Tupaiidae. Gene Ontology annotation, molecular function: G protein-coupled receptor activity; olfactory receptor activity. The record is from RefSeq and is a predicted model, not a curated record.
AUGAGGAACCACACACAGCUGACUGAGUUCAUUCUCCUGGGAAUACCUGAGACAGAGGGACUGGAGACUGUGCUCUUUGUCAUCUUCUCCUUCAUCUACCUCUUCACCCUGCUUGGAAAUUUGCUCAUCCUAAUAGCAAUCGUUUCUUCCUCUACUCUUCACACCCCCAUGUACUUCUUCUUGGGGCUCCUAUCUAUUUUUGACAUGGUGUUCCCAUCUGUCACCUGUCCCAAGAUGCUAUUCUAUCUCUCCGGUCAGAGCCGAGCCAUCUCCUACAAAGGCUGUGCUGCACAGCUUUUCUUCUAUCACUUCCUGGGUUCUAGCGAAGGUUGUCUCUACUCUGUGAUGGCUUAUGAUCGAUUUGUGGCCAUUUGUCACCCUCUGAGAUAUACACUCAUCAUGAAACCUGGAGUCUGUGUUGGUUUGGUCAUGGCAGCCUGUUUGGUGGGUUGUCUUCAGGCCACCACUCUGACCACCUUUCCCUUUCAGUUAACCUACUGUGGCCCCAACCAGGUCGACCACUUCUACUGUGACAUUCUUGCUGUUUUGGCUUGUACUGACAGCUACCUUGCCCAGAGAGUGGGUUCCAUCAAUGUGGGCUUUCUGGCUUUAGUUCUUUUGUUCAGUGUUUGUGUCUCCUACACCCGCAUUGGGAUUGCUAUUUUGAGAAUCCGUUCUACAGAGGGCAGAAAGAAAGCUUUCUCCACCUGCAGUGCCCACCUCACUGCCAUCCUCUGUGCCUAUGGACCUGUGAUCAUCAUCUAUAUGCAACCCACACCCAAUCCCCUGCUUGGGUCCAUAGUGCAAAUACUAAAUAAUAUUGUCUCCCCCAUGCUUAACUCAUUAAUCUAUUCCUUACGGAACAAGGAAGUGAAAAGAUCCCUGAAAAGAGUGCUCCAAAAUGUACUUUCAAUUCAGGAAUAA